Contarinia nasturtii (swede midge) is the source of this 1068-nucleotide messenger RNA. RefSeq lists its product as uncharacterized. The transcript has a single exon. The record is from RefSeq and is a predicted model, not a curated record. Bases 1 to 1068 code for a protein of 355 amino acids. NCBI's taxonomy places the organism in Eukaryota, Metazoa, Arthropoda, Insecta, Diptera, Cecidomyiidae.
AUGGGUAAAGAAUUCGACAUUGUGAAAUCGAAAGGUUCGGAAAACUUUCAUUCGUGGAAAUUCGCAAUAGAAAAUGUAUUGGCUUUUCAAGAACUGUCAACUGCAUUAAAGCCUGCAAGCACUUUGACACCAAAUAUAGCAGUCUUAACGGAUGCAGCAAAACUGGCAAAAGCAAAAGCAAUCAUUUCACUUAGUGUUGAAACUCAUAUAUAUGUGCACAUUCAAACGGCCGAAUCAGCUCUUGAAAUAUGGAAUAUAUUAAAAAACCUAUAUGAGGAUCGUGGCCUUUCGAGUGAGAUCUCGCUUUGGCACGAAGUAACUACAACAAGACUUGAGGAUUGCGAUAACAUGAAUGACUAUAUAGCCAAGCUAAAAUCAUCGUUUAAUAAGCUGCAUGGAAUUGGUUUUCCGAUGAAUGACAGAGCAAUAGUGGCGUUCACGCUUGCUGGACUUACUGAGGAAUUUCGACCAGUAAUAUAUAGUUUGGAAACAAAUACGGAGCCGGUCACAUCAGAUUUCGUUAAUUCUAAAUUAUUCGAUCUACAGCUAUCGAAUGCAUCAAGUGCUUUUUUCAACAAGGGGAAGAAAUUCAAAAAACCAAAGAGAAAGUGUUUCUCUUGCGGAUCCAAAUUUCAUCUUAGCAAUGCAUGUGACAAAAAGGAGUCGAAAAAUGAUCAAAAUGAUAAGAAAUCUGAUAGAAAAGAUGAUUCCAAGAAGAAAGCUGCAUUUGUAACACUUAUUUGCAAAGACGAUACAUUUGAUGACGAAUGGCAUAUUGAUUCCGGCUGCGGACGUCAUAUGACACCCAGCGAUAAAAAUAUGCGCAGUGUGAAGCAUUUCAAUAUAAGUGAAAUAACAAGUGCGAAUAAUGGCAAAAUGAAAGUAGAAAAACGUGGAAAAGUGACGAUCGAGCUAAAAGAUACUGAAAUUGAAGCAGACGAUGUGCUACACAUGCCUGAUAUUGUGGUGAAUUUACUUUCAGUAUAUAAAAUCUGCCAAAAGGGCAACAUUGUGAUUUUCAAUAAAAAUGCAUGCACUAUUAAAAUGCAAACGGCGAAAUUAUUGUGA